This is a messenger RNA of Aspergillus nomiae NRRL 13137, 1293 nucleotides long. Its product is annotated as putative MFS monocarboxylate transporter (Mct). Gene Ontology annotation, cellular component: fungal-type vacuole membrane. The transcript has 4 exons. Gene Ontology annotation, biological process: transmembrane transport. NCBI's taxonomy places the organism in Eukaryota, Fungi, Ascomycota, Eurotiomycetes, Eurotiales, Aspergillaceae. Gene Ontology annotation, molecular function: transmembrane transporter activity. Bases 1 to 1293 code for a protein of 430 amino acids. The record is from RefSeq and is a predicted model, not a curated record.
AUGGCGACCAAUCCGACUGCGGAGCUGAAAGGCACGGUGGCUGCUACUGAAACUUCGGAGGAUGCAGCGAGGCAUGUGGAUCACGGUCUCCGCGCCUGGACAGUCGUGGCCGGGGCAUGGUGCUGUCUGUUUUGUGGUUUUGGCUGGGUGAACGCCAUUGGAAUCUUCCAAGAUUAUUAUCAAGCCCAUCAAUUGCGGACGUACUCGGCGUCCAGCAUCUCGUGGAUCUUGUCUCUGGAACCGUUUAUUCUCUUUGCAGCGGGACUGGUGAUUGGAAGAGUUUUCGAUAAUUACGGCCCCAAAUGGCUCCUUCUCAUUGGGACGUUUCUGCACGUCUUCGGUCUCAUGAUGACCUCCAUCUCGCACGAGUAUUACCAGUUCAUUCUCGCCCAGGGCAUCUGCAGCCCGCUGGGCGCCAGCUUCGUCUUCUACCCGGCACUCUCCUGCACCGCGACCUGGUUCGAUAAGCGGCGCGCCCUGGCCUUUGGCAUUGUGUCCAGCGGCUCCUCCCUCGGCGGGGUCGUGUUCCCCACGAUGCUGUCGCGACUGCUGCCGCGCAUCGGAUUCGGCUGGUCGCUGCGUAUCUCGGGCUUCAUGGUCCUGGCCAUGCUGAUCAUUGCCAACCUGACCGUUCGGUCGCGAAUCGCGCCCGUCCCACGACCGGUCAAGCUGACGGACUACAUCGGGCCUUUUUCAGAGCUCCCAUUUAUUCUCCUCAUGCUGGCUUCCUGCUGUGGGUUUUUCGCCAUGUUUGUACCGAUCAACUACGUGAUCGUGGAGGCGCAGGAGGAUGGGGUCAACCGUGACUUGGCUGGGUACUUGCUGACCAUCCUCAACGCAGCAAGCCUUCCUGGCCGGAUCCUACCCGGCUACCUCGGGGACAAACUGGGCCGAUUCAACGUCAUGAUCGCCAUGUGCACUCUAUCCGCCGUGGUUCUGCUAGUCCUCUGGCUCCCCGGUACGCUUCUCUCCCCCGGCAGCGCGGCCAUCUACAUCGUCUUCAGCCUGCUGUAUGGAUUCGCCUCGGGCGCGUUCGUCGGCAUGGUCCCUGCCCUACUGAGCCAGAUCUCGCCCGACGUGACCAAGACCGGGGUGCGCCAGGGCGUGUUGUUCACCUGUAUCAGCAUCGCUUCGCUCACGGGGAGCCCGAUCGCAGGGGCGAUCCUGAGUCGACAGCACGGGACCUACUGGGGGCUACAGGUGUUCGCGGGCGCCAUGAUGGUGGGCAGUGUGUUCUUCUUUGUGGCGGCGAGAGUCGUCCUGGCUGGGGCUUCUAUUGCGAAGAAAGUAUAG